GGGUGUGGUUAACGACCGAAAGGAGGAGGUGGGUGGGGGGAAAACAACCUGUCAGCCUCUUACUCAGCCUCUGCGGGCUGAGCCUUGCGUCCUACCUGCGGGCGGCUGCACUCACCUUGCCCAGCCCGGAGCCCUGGCCGGAGUCCGCGCCUCGCCCGAGGGACUGCAAUGUGCUGGUCCUAGCUGCAGUCUGAGAGGAUGUCCGGGGUGUCUGAGCCCCUGAGCCGUGUAAAAGUGGGCACUUUGCGCCCGCCCGAGGGCCCCCCAGAGCCCAUGGUAGUGGUACCAGUAGAUGUGGAGAAGGAAGACGUGCGUAUCCUCAAGGUCUGCUUCUACAGCAACAGCUUCAACCCAGGGAAGAACUUCAAGCUUGUCAAAUGCACAGUGCAGACAGAGAUCCAGGAGAUCAUCACCUCCAUCCUCCUGAGUGGGCGAAUAGGGCCCAACAUCCAGCUGGCUGAAUGCUAUGGGCUGAGGCUGAAGCACAUGAAAUCAGAUGAGAUCCACUGGCUGCACCCACAGAUGACUGUGGGCGAAGUGCAGGACAAGUAUGAAUGUCUACAUGUGGAAGCCGAGUGGAGGUAUGACCUUCAAAUCCGCUAUUUGCCAGAAGACUUCAUGGAGAGCCUGAAAGAAGACAGGACUACACUGCUCUACUUUUAUCAACAGCUCCGGAAUGACUACAUGCAACGCUAUGCCAGCAAGGUCAGUGAAGGCAUGGCUCUGCAGCUGGGCUGUCUGGAGCUCAGGAGAUUCUUCAAGGACAUGCCCCACAAUGCACUUGACAAAAAGUCCAACUUUGAACUCCUGGAAAAAGAAGUCGGUCUGGACCUGUUUUUCCCAAAGCAAAUGCAGGAAAACUUAAAGCCCAAGCAGUUCCGGAAGAUGAUCCAGCAGACCUUCCAGCAGUAUGCAUCACUCCGGGAGGAAGAGUGUGUCAUGAAAUUCUUCAAUACUCUGGCGGGCUUUGCCAACAUCGACCAGGAGACCUAUCGUUGUGAACUCAUUCAAGGAUGGAACAUUACUGUGGACCUGGUCAUUGGCCCUAAAGGCAUCCGUCAGCUGACAAGUCAAGAUACAAAGCCCACCUGCCUCGCCGAGUUCAAGCAGAUCAGAUCCAUCAGGUGCCUCCCCUUGGAAGAGACCCAGGCAGUACUGCAGCUGGGCAUCGAGGGUGCCCCCCAGUCCUUGUCCAUCAAAACCUCGUCCCUGGCAGAGGCUGAGAACAUGGCUGACCUCAUAGAUGGCUACUGCAGGCUGCAAGGAGAACAUAAAGGCUCUCUCAUCAUUCAUGCCAAGAAAGAUGGUGAGAAAAGGAACAGCCUGCCUCAGAUCCCCACACUAAACCUGGAGUCUCGGCGGUCCCACCUCUCAGAAAGCUGUAGCAUAGAGUCAGACAUCUAUGCAGAGAUUCCUGAUGAGACCCUGCGAAGGCCAGGAGGCCCACAGUAUGGUGUUGCCCGUGAAGAUGUAGUUCUUAACCGCAUUCUGGGUGAAGGCUUCUUCGGGGAGGUCUACGAAGGUGUCUACACGAACCAUAAAGGGGAAAAAAUUAAUGUGGCCGUCAAAACCUGUAAGAAAGAUUGUACCCUGGACAACAAGGAGAAGUUCAUGAGUGAGGCAGUGAUCAUGAAGAAUCUUGACCACCCUCACAUCGUCAAGCUGAUUGGCAUCAUUGAAGAGGAACCCACAUGGAUCAUCAUGGAACUGUAUCCUUAUGGGGAGCUGGGACACUACCUGGAGCGAAAUAAAAAUUCCCUGAAGGUACCCACUCUGGUCCUGUACGCUCUACAGAUAUGCAAAGCCAUGGCCUAUCUGGAGAGCAUCAACUGUGUCCACAGGGAUAUUGCUGUCCGGAACAUCCUGGUGGCCUCUCCUGAGUGUGUGAAGCUCGGGGACUUUGGGCUCUCCCGGUACAUUGAGGAUGAGGACUAUUACAAAGCUUCCGUGACCCGUCUCCCCAUCAAAUGGAUGUCCCCCGAGUCCAUCAACUUUCGCCGCUUUACAACUGCCAGUGACGUUUGGAUGUUUGCUGUAUGCAUGUGGGAGAUCCUCAGCUUUGGGAAGCAGCCUUUCUUCUGGCUUGAAAACAAGGAUGUCAUCGGGGUGCUGGAGAAAGGGGACAGGCUGCCUAAGCCCGAACUCUGCCCGCCUGUCCUUUACACACUCAUGACCCGCUGCUGGGACUAUGACCCCAGCGACCGGCCCCGCUUUACGGAGCUUGUGUGCAGUCUCAGUGACAUUUAUCAGAUGGAGAGGGACAUUGCAAUAGAACAAGAAAGGAAUGCUCGUUACCGACCCCCCAAAAUAUUGGAGCCCACUGCUUUUCAGGAACCCCCACCCAAGCCCAGCCGGCCCAAGUACAAACACCCUCCACAGACCAAUCUGCUGGCUCCUAAGCUGCAGUUCCAGGUCCCUGAGGGUCUGUGUGCCAGCUCUCCUACACUUACGAGCCCUAUGGAGUAUCCAUCUCCAGUUAACUCGCUGCACACCCCGCCUCUCCACCGACACAAUGUCUUCAAGCGCCACAGCAUGCGGGAGGAGGACUUCAUCCGGCCCAGUAGUCGAGAAGAGGCCCAGCAGCUCUGGGAGGCAGAGAAGAUCAAGAUGAGGCAGGUCCUAGACAGACAGCAGAAGCAAAUGGUGGAAGAUUCCCAGUGGCUGAGGCGGGAGGAAAGAUGCUUGGACCCGAUGGUUUAUAUGAACGACAAGUCCCCACUGACCCCAGAGAAGGAGGCCGGCUACACGGAGUUCACAGGGCCCCCACAGAAGCCACCACGGCUCGGUGCACAGUCCAUUCAGCCUACAGCCAACUUGGACAGGACUGAUGACCUCGUGUACCACAAUGUCAUGACCCUGGUGGAGGCCGUGCUGGAACUCAAGAACAAGCUCAGCCAGCUGCCUCCCGAGGAGUAUGUGGUGGUGGUGAAGAACGUGGGGCUGAACCUGCGGAAGCUCAUCGGUAGCGUGGACGACCUCCUACCCUCCUUGCCAGCAUCUUCUAGAACAGAGAUUGAAGGGACCCAGAAACUGCUCAACAAAGACCUGGCAGAGCUCAUCAACAAGAUGAGGUUGGCUCAGCAGAACGCUGUGACAUCCCUGAGUGAGGACUGCAAGCGGCAGAUGCUCACAGCAUCCCAUACCCUGGCUGUGGAUGCCAAGAACCUCCUGGAUGCUGUAGACCAAGCCAAGGUUGUGGCUAAUCUGGCCCACCCGCCUGCAGAGUGAUCAAGGGAGGGACCACCUGCCUGCAUCUUCUGCCCCAACCUUUCCUGCCUUGCCUUUGGUUAUUGGUCUUCUAGGGAAAGCUGAGAAGAGUCCUCCCCUUACCACUUUGCACGACCCCCCUUCCCCAACCCACCCCAGACUGUGCUACUUGGGCUACAUCUGGACAGAAAGGACUCUGGGCACAGACACGGGGUGGGGUGACAUAGUUCAUAGGGGUACUUCUGCCAGCCAUUCCCUCCUACCCCAGCCUGGGUUGCUGGAGCAUCAUUGGGGUCAUAACUGUACCCCUACCAGCCAAGAUGGCUUUCUGCAUGGACAUUUGAGAGCCAGUAUUUCUCUGUCCUCUUUAGCCCUCAGGGACCCCUGAUACAGAGGGGACAGAGAGGGGUUUUAUUUGUAGAGAAGCUGGUGAGAUGAGAGCUGGGCAUGGCUCUCUUGUACAGUGUACAUUGGAAUUUAUUUAAUGUGAGUUUGGCCUGGACAGACAGCCAUGGGCCACAGUCCAGGAACAAGCUAAUCCAGCCACAGGGAAGAAGCAGAGUCAGGGGUCAGAACGGGACCUCACGUCCUCCCUGCGUUUCUCUUCUCCCUCUUUCCUCCUCCCCUCUUUUCUUAGUCCUCCUUUUUCUCUUCCCCCUUUUCACAUCUGUUCCUUUCCUCUCUCACAUUUGUGGAGAACAUCCAUUUACUUUUUCUCUUUUUGAUCUGUGGUUGAAUUAAAAUCAUUAGCAUUCGCUUUGUGGUUA
This is a messenger RNA of Rattus rattus (black rat), 3974 nucleotides long. It is a transcript of the gene Ptk2b, whose product is annotated as protein tyrosine kinase 2 beta. NCBI's taxonomy places the organism in Eukaryota, Metazoa, Chordata, Mammalia, Rodentia, Muridae. Gene Ontology annotation, biological process: protein phosphorylation; signal complex assembly. Gene Ontology annotation, cellular component: focal adhesion; cytoskeleton. The record is from RefSeq and is a predicted model, not a curated record. The transcript has 31 exons. Gene Ontology annotation, molecular function: protein tyrosine kinase activity; ATP binding. Bases 199 to 3228 code for a protein of 1009 amino acids.